AUGGCUGAGGACCAGGAAUCAUUGACCUUCAAGGAUGUGGCUGUGGACUUCACCCUGGAGGAGUGGGGCCAGCUGGGGCCUGGCCAGAGGGAGCUGUACCGGGAUGUGAUGCUGGAGAACUACCGGAACCUUCUUUCCCUGGGGGCCGGGCCUCCUGGGUCCAAACCUGACGUGAUAUCCCGUCUGGAGCGAGGGGAGGAGCCCAGAAUGGAGAAGAGGGAAGCCCAGCUAGCUGCCUGUCCAGCCUUGGAUACCAGCUCUGCAACACCUCAGGAGACACUUCUGAGAGAGAGCGUUUCUGAAGAGGCUACUUCCCCUGUGGGAAAGAAGGAGGGGGUUUUAAGGGUAGUGCUUGGAGAUGCCAGGCUGGGAGGAUCCUGGGCCUGGAGCUGUCAGUUGGAGGACCAGGGAAAGCAAGAGAGGCGUUUGAGGUGUUUGUUUGCUCCUCGCAAGGAAACCAUCUGUGGGGAGAGAGACAUGGGGUGUCUCGAGCUGGGGCAGAGCUUCAGACAGACCUCAGCCUUCAUCAAGAAGCAAAGAGGGCCAGUGGGAGAGAGAACUCGGAAGAGGAAUGGACCAAGAAAGAUCCUGAAAUGCCAAAGGACCUUCAUAGAAAAGAAGCCAUUUAACUGCAUAGAAUGUGGGAAAACCUUCAUUUACCAUUCAGACUAUAUUCUGCACCAGAGGAUUCACACAGGAGAGAAACCCUACAAGUGCAAUGAUUGCGGGAAGGCAUUCAGCAACAGCUCAUAUUUCAUUCAGCACCACAUCAUACACACGGGAGAGAAGCCCUACGUGUGCGGUGAGUGCGGCAAGACCUUCACUCAGAGCUCAUCGCUUACUGAGCAUCAAAGGAUCCACACUGGAGAGAAGCCAUACAAAUGCAAGGAAUGUGGGAAGGCUUUCACCCAGAGCUCCUCCCUCAUUAAACACCAGCGGUGCCAUACUGGGGAAAAACCCUAUAAAUGCGACCAGUGCGGGAAGUUCUACUCACAGGUGUCCCACCUCACCCGCCACCAGAAAAUCCACACAGGAGAGAAGCCCUACAAAUGUGCUGAGUGUGGCAAAGCCUUCUGUCACACUUCCUCCUUGACUCAGCACCAGACCAUCCACACCGGAGAGAAACCCUACAAAUGUAACGAGUGUGGGAAAACCUUCAGCCACAGCUCAUCCCUCUCCCAGCACCAGCGAGUUCACACGGGAGAGAAACCCUAUGAGUGCUCCGAGUGUGGCAAGGCCUUCAGCCACAGUUCAUCCCUGACUCAGCAUCAGAGAAUUCACACUGGUGAGAAACCCUAUGAGUGUAAUGAGUGUGGGAAGGCUUAUACACAGAUUUCCCACCUCAUGAGGCACCAGAGUGUUCACAUGGGAGAAAAACCCUAUAUAUGUAAUGAAUGUGGAAAGGCUUUCAGUCACACCUCGUCCUUCACACAACACCAGACAAUUCACACUGGUGAGAAGCCCUACAAAUGUAACGAAUGUGGAAAAACCUUCAGCCAGAACUCUUCGCUCAUCCGCCACCAGAGGAUUCACACUGGGGAGAAGCCUUAUGAGUGUAAAGUUUGCAGGAAGUCCUAUACCCAGAUUUCCCACCUCAUCCAACACCAGAGGAUUCACACUGGAGAGAAGCCUUAUGAGUGCAGCGACUGUGGGAAAGCCUUCAGCCGGAGCACACACCUUAUCGAGCAUCAGAAAAUCCACACGGGCGAGAAACCCUACAAGUGCAGAGAAUGUGGGAAAACAUUCAGUCACAACUCCUCCCUCACCCAACAUCAGAGAAUUCACACUGGCGAGAAACCUUAUGCCUGUAAGGAAUGCGGGAAAGCCUUCAACCAGAGCAUCCACCUUAUUCAGCAUCAAAGGACCCAUACCGGAGAGAAGCCCUAUAAAUGUAACAACUGUGGAAAAACCUACACCCAGAUUUCACACCUUAUUCAACACCAGAAGGUUCACGUGGGUGGAAAACGCUAUGUGUGUAAGGAAUGUGGGGAGGAUUUCAGCUGGAGUUCACACCUGACCAAACACCGGAGGCUUCACACUAUGCACAGCACCUACGUCUGCAAUGAUUUUGAGAAAGCCUUUGCAUGGAGCACACAGCUUGCUGAUAUUCCGAGAACUCUCGCUGACCAGAAAGCCUAAGAAAUUAGCAGGUGGGCGAUUCUGAUGCUGGGU
Molecule: messenger RNA, 2172 nt
Organism: Enhydra lutris kenyoni (northern sea otter)
Lineage: Eukaryota; Metazoa; Chordata; Mammalia; Carnivora; Mustelidae
Product: zinc finger protein 260
Exons: 4
Coding region: 1-2139 (712 amino acids)
Biological process (GO): regulation of transcription by RNA polymerase II
Molecular function (GO): DNA-binding transcription factor activity, RNA polymerase II-specific; RNA polymerase II cis-regulatory region sequence-specific DNA binding
Source: RefSeq, a predicted model, not a curated record